Messenger RNA from Diachasma alloeum, 1272 nucleotides. RefSeq names its product ataxin-2 homolog. NCBI's taxonomy places the organism in Eukaryota, Metazoa, Arthropoda, Insecta, Hymenoptera, Braconidae. The transcript is spliced from 3 exons. The record is from RefSeq and is a predicted model, not a curated record. Bases 1 to 1272 code for a protein of 423 amino acids.
AUGGUGAUGUACUGUUUUGUUUACAACCUGUCAGAUCCCUUGGUGAAGGAAUCACCGCAGUCACCAGCCCAGAAGGAGUUGCCAGAUCCAACUGAUCAACUUUCUGAUGAAGAACAGACUUUGGCUGAUCCUUCUCACGCCAACAGGAUUCCCGAAUCUGCCAGUACAACACCAGCCGAAUUCGAUGAUGCGUUACUUCACAAGAAUAAUAAUGAGCCUCUCAAAAUUAGGGAUUAUUCAAAUUCCGCUGGUGAACCCUCAGAAGCAGAGGGCCUCCAGCAUCAGGUUCAAGUCGCUCUAUCUUCACCGACACUGACAGAGGGUCAAAAUGGCAGUGCCAUAAACGUCGAAGCUUCUUCACGAUCAAAAAAUGCAUCACAAUCAACAAACCUGCGGAGCAUAGCAGACCUUCCUGGCCACCGAGAACAGUCCAAUUCAUCAUCACAACAGCCUCCAAUNAAAAAAAUGCAUCACAAACCUGCGGAGCAUAGCAGAUCUUCCUGGCCACCGAGAAGAAUACUCCUACAGCCAGAAUUAAGUACCAACAGCGGUGCUGCGUCCCUUCUAGGGACGCAGAUUAAUUCAGCCCAUCAGCCUGGAGGGAAUCCGAUGGAUACUGAUGAUACUCAACAGCAAACUGGAUCAGCCAAAUCAAGACACAUACAGCUCCAAAAUGAUGAACAUCCAACCGUUGAGACUAGCGGCUCUCAAGAGACAAAUCUCCCACAGUCCUCUAAUAGUCCACAACAUGGUGCACCUUCUCUACAUCACAUUCCUCCGCUACAACAUCAAGUCCAAGUUCAGCAUAACCAGCCAAUUACACGGCCUCAAGCUGACAAUGACAAUGAAUCUCCAUUCGGAAAUCCUCCCCAACAAAAUCAACCUCGUGCACCUAGUCCACGUCAAGAUCCUCUGCUACAACGUUGGGACCCAAUUCAGAAUAACCAGCCAGCUGGCAACUACAAUGAUCCUGCCUUCCAAGCACAACCGAUGAACUUUGUGCCACAUGGUUAUCUACUACAGCAGCUUGCAGGUGGUGUAAUGAAUGGCCCCGUAUUCCAUCAGCCAGCUGGUGCUCCGAAUCCAUUGUUCAAUGUCCAACAACAGGGGUAUCCACCUCAGCAGUUUGUCGGUGGUAUUGUUAACGGUGUCGGCUAUCAACAACUCCUGGGAGCUCCAUGGAACUUCCAACAACAGNGGUCGGCUAUCAACAACUUCUGGGGGCUCCAUGGAACUUCCAACAACAGCAUAAUCAAGCUCCUGUGGCUGUGA